This is a messenger RNA of Capronia epimyces CBS 606.96, 1608 nucleotides long. RefSeq lists its product as uncharacterized. Bases 1 to 1608 code for a protein of 535 amino acids. The transcript is spliced from 6 exons. Gene Ontology annotation, molecular function: oxidoreductase activity, acting on paired donors, with incorporation or reduction of molecular oxygen; monooxygenase activity. The record is from RefSeq and is a predicted model, not a curated record. NCBI's taxonomy places the organism in Eukaryota, Fungi, Ascomycota, Eurotiomycetes, Chaetothyriales, Herpotrichiellaceae.
AUGGCUGCUGUUGUUGGUCUUAAUACUACUACUACUCUCCAGACUAAUGGCAGUGGCACCACUCCAAAUGGCCAAGCGAACUCGGAGAGCCGCCCGAAGAAAAAACUGCUGCUUAAUGCGUUCGAUAUGAAUGGAAUUGGACAUACGAGUCACGGACAAUGGCGGAACCCUGUCGACCGAACCAAGACCAAGAACCGUCUCGACUACUGGAUCAACCUGGCCAAAUUGUUGGACAGUGGUAGGUUCAACGCUCUCUUCCUCGCCGACAACUUUGGUUCGCACGAUGUCUAUGGAGGGACACACGCGCCAGCCAUCAGAGCCGGGUCGCAAUGGCCAUUAUAUGAUCCUUUCGUGAUCAUAUCAGCCAUGGCGGCUGUCACCGAAAACCUUGCGUUUGGGAUCACAUCCUGCACGACAUUUGAACCGCCGUACCUGCUUGCAAAGAGGUUUUCGACCCUCGACCAUGUCACCAAUGGAAGAAUUGCAUGGAAUAUCGUGACUUCUUGGUCGGAUAACGCAGCUCGGGCUGUUGGUCUGGAGAAACUCCCGGACAAAGACACCCGAUACGAAAUGGCCGAUGAGUACCUGGAGCUCAUGUACAAGCUUUGGGAAGGCUCAUGGGCCGACGAUGCUGUGGUGCAGGACGAAGAGAUUCCAAUCUACAGCGACCCGGACAAGGUGCGCAAGAUCGAGCACCACGGCAAAUUCUUCAACUGCGUGAGUGCACAUCAGGUCGAUCCGUCACCGCAGCGGACACCUGUGCUCUUUCAGGCUGGAAUGUCACCUGCGGGAAUCGCAUUCGCCGCCAAACACGCCGAAUGCAUCUUCGUCGGCGGACCUACGCCUGAAUACGUAGGGGCCAAAAUCAAAGCGACUCGACAGCUAGCGAAAGAGUUCGGCCGGCAGCCCAGCGACUUGAAAUUCUUCCUCGGCAUGACCCCGGUCCUGGGCGCGACGGACGAAGAAGCGCGUCAGAAGCUAGCCAGCCAUCUCCAGUACCACGAUCCCGAAGGCUCAUUGGCCCAGAACUCGGGGAUCGGCGGCUUCGACCUCAGCAAGUUCCCCCUGGACGAAGAAUUCCCGACGGACCCAGACCAUUCUCUGCUCAAGGGCCUCGACCACAGGGUGGUGGUGCAACUGACGACCAAGCCCAGGGGCUACGAGAACUCGAAGUGGACGCCGCGGGAGUUUUCCAAAAAGCUGGCCAUUGGAGGCGCCAGUGUCUCGGUCGUCGGCAGCAGCAGGACCGUGGCGGAUGAGAUGGAACGUUGGGUCAACGAGGCCGAUGUCGACGGGUUCAAUCUCGGCCAUGUGGUUGUCCCACAGGCGUGGGAGGACGUGAUUGAGUACCUGCUUCCGGAACUGGAACGGCGAGGCUUGUUCGAUGGGCCGUCGGUGGGCCAUGGUGCAACGGUGAGGGAAAAUGUGUAUGGGACUCCAGGGAAUGCCAAGUUGAGAACCGGCCAUCCAGGUCGGAAAUGGGCUUUCGAUGUCUAUCCCGACGGCCAUGGCAAGGUGGUCGGGCGUGAAAAGGUGUAUGAGUCUGUGCCUGAGGCUGAGGCUGAGCUUGAGCCUAGGCCUGAAGUGAAGGGACCGACCGAAGCCUAG